Molecule: messenger RNA, 1873 nt
Organism: Glycine soja
Lineage: Eukaryota; Viridiplantae; Streptophyta; Magnoliopsida; Fabales; Fabaceae
Product: sucrose transport protein SUC8-like
Exons: 4
Coding region: 142-1656 (504 amino acids)
Biological process (GO): sucrose transport
Cellular component (GO): vacuole; plasma membrane
Molecular function (GO): sucrose:proton symporter activity
Source: RefSeq, a predicted model, not a curated record
CAAUUCCUCACACCUUAUAAACUCUCCAACUCUCUCCACUUUCUCACACUCUGCUUCCUCUCUCCAAAGCCUGAAAGAAAAAAAAAAUCAUCUUUCUCUUUCUCAUAUUUUCUCUGUGUGUGAAUUUGUUGUUCUUUCACAAUGGAACAACCUCCUUCCUCGUCUCUUCAGGUGGAGACAGCACAACAACCGGGACCUAGUCCUCUCCGAAAAAUGUUCGCUGUCUCGUCAAUCGCCGCGGGAAUUCAAUUCGGGUGGGCCCUACAGCUCUCUCUUCUGACACCGUACGUCCAGACCCUCGGCGUCCCUCACGCAUGGGCGUCGUUCAUUUGGCUCUGCGGCCCAAUCUCUGGGCUGCUUGUGCAGCCCAUUGUAGGGUACAGCAGCGACCGAUGCAGAUCCCGCUUUGGUCGCCGCCGUCCCUUCAUCUUCGUCGGAGCCAUCGCCGUCGCAAUUGCUGUGUUCCUCAUCGGCUAUGCAGCCGAUAUAGGACACGCGGCGGGCGAUGACCUCACGAAGAAGACCCGUCCACGCGCGGUGGUGGUUUUUGUGGUCGGCUUCUGGAUCCUGGACGUGGCCAACAACAUGCUCCAGGGUCCAUGCCGCGCCUUCCUCGGUGACCUCGCCGCCGGGGACCACCGCAAGACGAGGACCGCCAACGCCUUCUUCUCGUUCUUCAUGGCCAUCGGAAACGUCCUCGGCUACGCAGCCGGCUCCUACGACAAACUCCACCGCGCCUUCAAAUUCACACAAACCGAAGCGUGUGACGUGUUCUGUGCAAACCUCAAGAGCUGCUUCUUCUUCUCAAUUGUCCUCCUCCUGGUUCUUUGUUUCGUUGUGCUCAUUUGCGUCGACGACCCACAAUUCACGCCACGUGGCGAUGACAACAAUGGCGAAAACGACGGCGUUUCGGGGUCGUGCUUUGGGGAACUCUGGGCUGCGUUUAAAGGUCUAAAGAGGCCAAUGUGGUUGUUGAUGGUAGUGACCGCUAUAAACUGGGUGGCGUGGUUUCCGUACAUGCUGUUCGAUACUGAUUGGAUGGGGCGUGAGGUGUACGGUGGUAAGGUGGGGGAGAAAGCAUACGAUUCGGGAGUGCAUAAGGGGGCGUUGGGGCUUAUGCUGAACUCUGUCGUUUUGGCAUUGAUGUCGUUGACGGUGGAACCGUUGGGUCGUUUCGUUGGGGGAGUUAAGUGGCUAUGGGGAAUCGUAAACGUAAUUCUCGCCGUUUGCAUGGCAAUGACGGUGGUUAUCACAAGGGCUGCAGAACAUGAACGGAAAAACGGCGUUUCUGCUGUUGGGCAUCCCUCAGUUGGUGUGCAAGUGGCUGCAUUGACUUUCUUCUCCGUCCUUGGUGUUCCUCUUGCUAUUACUUUCAGCGUCCCCUUUGCACUGGCAUCUAUAUACUCCUCCACUUCAGGAGCAGGCCAAGGUUUAUCCUUGGGUGUCCUCAAUGUUGCAAUUGUCGUGCCACAGAUGAUAGUAUCGGCUAUAAGUGGACAGUGGGAUAAGUGGUUUGGUGGUGGCAACUUGCCGGCGUUUGUGUUGGGUGCCGUGGCGGCCGCCGUGAGUGCCGUGUUAGCGGUUGUUCUGCUGCCAACACCAAAGCCAGCAGAUGUGGCCAAGGUUACUUCCGUCACUGCUGGGAGUUUCCAUUAGUAUAUAUUAUAGAGUUUUACAUGCAUGGGACAAUAUUAGAUGGAGACUUUUAAUUUAAAUUUGGUGAGUGUGUAUCAUUUAGGUAUUAGACCCAUCAAAUAACUCUUUAGGGUGGGCUUAAGUUUUAUCCUUGUUUUGUCUAAUAAAUAUAUGUACAACAACAUUAAAAAAUUAAAAAUCCAUCAAAUGCUUCGUAUUGCCAUUUUGGCAACAUAAA